GCACUGAUAGGUGGCACUGAUGAUGGGUACUGAUAGACAGCACUGAUAGGUGGCACUGACUGGCAUCACCGCUGGGCACUGACUGAUGGCACUGACUGGCGGCACUGCAUUGAUGGGCACUGGUGGGUGGCACUGGUGGGCACAGGGGUGGCACUGGUGGGCACAGGUGGGUGGGGCACUGCUGGGUGGCACUGCUGGACACAGGUGGGUGCACUGCUGGGCAUAGGUGGGCGGAAACUGGUGGGUGGCAAUGAUGAUCGCGUGUCAUUGGACACGGCUGAUCACGUGGUAAAAGGCCGCUGUGAUUGGCCU
Messenger RNA from Staurois parvus, 312 nucleotides. The record is from the annotation of a GenBank genome assembly. Lineage: Eukaryota; Metazoa; Chordata; Amphibia; Anura; Ranidae.